This is a messenger RNA of Protopterus annectens (West African lungfish), 5510 nucleotides long. It is a transcript of the gene IBTK, whose product is annotated as inhibitor of Bruton tyrosine kinase. The coding region runs from base 577 to 4683 and encodes 1368 amino acids. The record is from RefSeq and is a predicted model, not a curated record. Gene Ontology annotation, molecular function: protein kinase binding; protein tyrosine kinase inhibitor activity. Gene Ontology annotation, biological process: negative regulation of protein phosphorylation. Gene Ontology annotation, cellular component: nucleoplasm; cytoplasm. Lineage: Eukaryota; Metazoa; Chordata; Ceratodontiformes; Protopteridae. The transcript is spliced from 29 exons.
UGUUGAAAGGUGCUUUGGCACGGAAAGGUCUCUAUAGCGAUUCGCUUGAAAGUCGGGGUUUGCUCCGACGACUCUUACCCUAAUAAUCCUGCAUCUUCACUGAGAAUGAGUUCGUUGUUUGUUUACUUUUCAGCUGAUAAAAAUAGGAGCAAUACUUUCAUCUAACUGCUGUUGCAUCUUGCAAUUAUGGAGGCUUAAAUUGGAAUUGCGGGGUGGAGGGGGAUAGUCCCCUUUGCUGGAUGCUUUCUUGGAAGUGGAUUUUGGAAGAUUGUUUGAAGUUUGUAUUGGAACCUCCCUGGAAGUGUAUAUUUGAACUCUCUAGAACUUUAAAAUUAUUUAUAUGUAUAUAAAUAUUAUAUUAGAUAUAACAUUUAAGUGCCAAGCUACAUAUAAAGCGAAAAUAAAUCUUUUGCACAUAAUUGACAUGGUAGACUAAGAUUUCGAAAAGGCCAGGGGGUCUGCUAGAGUGCAGUGUUUUAAAGCACAAGCACAAGUCUAGCACCCUGCUGUUUUAUUUUUGGCCAGUUAAAGCAAGUACGCUCGAGUCUUGUAGCAUAAAUUAGAACUCUUCUGGCAAUGUCUGUACAAGUAACAAAAGACUUAAACUUCUGCACAAUGGCUGAUUGUACUCCACGGUGCCAUUCUCUUCAGCAUGCCUCUGAUAUAAUUUCAGUGGUUACUAGAGGCACUGAGAGCCAGGUUAAGGGCUUUUUGUCUACCCAUUGUCAUAAUUCUGCUUUGCUGAAGGACAACAUGGGAAGAACUGCUCUUCACAUUGCAGCAUCUUGCGGAAAGAAAGGAGUUGUUGAAUGGCUUAUUGAGAACAAAGGAGCGGACCCAGCAUUGAAAGAUAAGGAGUCUGGCUGGACAGCUUUGCAUAGAAGUAUGUUCUAUGGAUAUAUUGACUGUGUCAUGUCUCUGCUAAAACAUGGCAGCAAUCUUUUUAUCCAGGACAAAGAGGGGUUCUCCACUCUUGACCUUGCUGUAAAGGACAGACCAGCACAUGUGGUUUUCCAGGACACUGAUCCUACAGAGAUUUAUACUUGGGGUGACAAUACCAACUUUACACUUGGCCAUGGUAGUUCGCAGACUAAACAUCAUCCAGAGUUGGUGGAUUAUUUUGGAAGAACUGGGAUUUAUGUCAAGCAGGUUGUACUGUGUGAAUUUCAUUCAGUGUUCUUGUCUCAGAAAGGACAAGUUUAUACUUGUGGACAUGGUCAAGGUGGUCGUCUGGGGCAUGGAGAUGAGCAGACCUGUCUGAUUCCGCGAGUAGUGGAAGGUUUGAUUAAUCAUCAGUGCUGUCAAGUGGCAGCAGCCAAGGACCACACGGUUGUACUGACUGAAGAUGGAUAUGUCUACACCUUUGGUUUGAAUACCUUUCAUCAGCUGGGACUUGUACCUUCUCCACCUCACAGCACUGUGCCAAGACAGGUCCAAGCUAAAAAUCUGAAAUGCAGAGCUAUAAUAGGAGUAGCCGCAGGAAAUUUUCAUACUGUACUGUGGACAAAGGAAGGAGUAUAUACUAUGGGACUUAAUGGUGGCCAGCUAGGUUACUUGCUGGAUCCAAAUGGUGAAAAAUGCAUUUCUGUACCCCGUCAAGUUUCUGCUCUUCACCAUAAGGAAACUGUAAUAUCAUUUGUAUCUGCUAGUGAUGGAGCCACAGUCUGUGCGACUGAAAAGGGAGACAUCUACUUGCUGACAGAGUAUCAGUGCAAGAAAAUUUCAUCAAGACAUCUUAAUCUAAAGAAAGUACUUGUUUCUGGUGGCUUUCUUAAUCACAAAGUCUGCCCCCAAGUUCUCAAAGAAGGAGGAGGACAGAACAUUUCCGUUCUUAUUUUGGAUGAAGCUGGAAGGGUGUUUUGCUGGAGAUCCACUACCAGUGCAACUAAGCAGUGCCGAUGGGCUUAUAGUCAUCAGAUGUUCAUGUCUAACAUGACUUUGAAUGAAAAAGGAAUGAUGUUCAUAACUCAUAAUGGAGAAGGAUUUACGGGAGUAUUAUUAGGAGAUGGUAAAAAGAAUACUGGAAAAAAGGAUAUGUCAGUCUCUGAGAACUGCAAUUUGCCCAACCAGUUUGGUCUCUCUGAAAGUUCAUAUGAAAGGAUUCGACUUGAGAAGCUUUCAGUUGUUCAUCGGGCUGUUGGUAUUGCCACAGACUGUAAAGGAAGAAAUUUUGCAGUUUUGCAGUCAGACCCCAAAACAAGCCUUUAUGAAAUUCCAAGUGUGUCUGCCUCUUGCUUUACUGAAGACUUUGGGAAGUUGCUCGCUGAUGCAAGUGAAAUGGACAACAUCCACAAUGUGACAUUUCAGGUCAUCAACAGAACCUUUCCUGUACACAAAUACAUUCUGGCUAUGAGAUCAGACUACUUCAGAAAACUUUUCUUUCCAGAUGGUGAUAAAUCAGAGUUCCUUGAGAUUUGCCACAAAGAAGAUGCUGUGGGCUGUGAUCUUUAUGUAUUACAAAAUAUUAAUCCUGAUCAUUUUGCAUGUCUCCUGCAGUACAUAUACACAGAUACUUGUGAUUUUUUGAUUCAGGGUUAUAAACCGAGAGUCUCGUAUAAAGAACACAAAGAUCCCUUGAUAUGUAAUCUGCAGGAUUUUGGAUUUCUGGAUGAUUUAAAGGGAUCAUCAGCAUAUAAGGUAUACAGAAAUAACCAAGUAAUUGGCAUGAGUGGUAAAAAACAGAAGACCAAGAACAAAGAUACCAAAAAGGACAAAGGUAUAUCUGAAGAGAGUAACCCAUUAAAAAUGUUGCAGGUUCUUGCUAAGAAAUUUGGGCUCAGUGGUCUGUCUGGAAGACUGGAUGGAGUUCGACUAGAAAAUGGAAAAAUUCAUGUUAUUCACAAAUUAAGUGGGAACAAGCCAAAAUUCACCCAAAACAAGUAUGUGAACUUGUGCGAUGUAACACUGAGAUCAAAAGAUGGAAAGGAGUUUGCUUGCCAUAAAUGUGUGCUCUGUGCCAGGAUGGAAUAUUUUCACAGCAUGUUAUGCAGUACUUGGAUAGAGGCUUCCAGUGAUGUGGCUCUCCAGAUGCCAAUUAAUUCUGAUGUGCUACAAGUGCUUUUGGAUUAUAUAUAUACAGAUGAAGCGCCUAGUAUAAAAGAAUCUGAAAGCAUUGAAUUUCUUUGUAAUGUUCUCGUGGUGGCAGAUCAGCUACUAGUAACCAGACUGAAGGAAAUGUGUGAAGUUGCCAUUACAGAAAGAUUCACACUAAAGAAUGCUGCUGAUGUGCUGGAGUUUGCUGCUAUGUAUAAUGCUGAACAGCUGAAACUUUCUUGUUUUCAGUUUAUAGGAUUAAAUAUGCCAGCAUUGCUUGAAGCAAGGUCUCUUGAAGUACUGAGCGAUGAUGUUUUGAAGGAACUUUCGGAUGCCUACAGAAAAAUGAUUCCAGCCAUGCAGAGAAGAGUAAUCACUCCUUAUCUAGAUGGUCCAGACAUCAGUUACCUGACAUCUCAGAGUGAGGAGAGUGCUUUAUUAUCUGCGAUUGACAUGGACAGAGCAUUUACAUCUCAGGAAAUACUUUUGAAGAAAGCAAAGGUGAAGGCUAAGAAGAAGCCAAGAAAACGAUCUGAGAAUUCUGGAGGCUAUAUCCUUUCUGAUAUAAUUCAGAGCCCACCUUCCACAGGCUGGACAACAGUGGGAAAGACUAACUCUCUGGAAUCUUUACAAGAGUUUCUUACAUCGGAUUCUGAAGGCAGCUGCGUUGGAGUAGGUAGCCCAAGAGACUUGCAGUCCCCUGACUUUUUGUCAGGCUUACAUAUCGAUAAAUCAGAGGUAGACUAUAAGGCCUUUGCUUCAGAAACAAAAAGUUCCUUUGCCAAUGAGAAUGUUAAAGUAUCUAAGGAAAUGCUGGUGCACAUGCCGUCUUCACCACAGAUCAUCCCUCAGAGUAGAUAUGACGCCAACACCUCCCCCAUCUGGGCAGCUAACAUCAUCAGCCCCACCACCCCUCCUGCCUUAAAUCUGAGAGCUAUCAUGGAAAUGGAAGAAAAUGAAGAGAAAUGUAGAGCUGUGUCAAAAACUAGUUCAAGUGGAAACAAGCUUGCAUCUCAUGGAGCCAAACUGUCACAGAAGCAGAGGAAAAUGAUUGCCACAGCAGCUAAGGAAACCAGCUCAGGAGUCGGCAGUGAAGGCAGCCCUUCGUUCAAGCUCACUCCGUUAAUACGUACAACUCCCACAAAGAAGACAGGAUGUCCAUGGACAGCUUCUUUGCCUUGCUCCCCACCACCAAAGUCAUCCCAUGAUGUAGUGUUGCAAGAUGAAAAGAUUGUCUCUUCAAGUCACUCCUCUGUUCCUGAUGUGAAGAAUGCAGAUAACCCAAAGAAUGAAAAACCAUCAGAGUUGCCUUCAAGAGUCACCUCAAGCCCAUCUGAGGCCAACUUCCCAGCUGUGUCAAAAGCAGAAGUUCAUAACCCAUGGACAAAGGCUGCAGUAGUCAGUCCCCCAGCAAAGGCUCCAGUCACAUUUGCAACAAUAGUGGAGGAAGAGCUGCAGCAGGAGGCUGCACUUGUCAGAAGCAGAGAGAAGCCUUUGGCUCUGAUCCAGAUAGAAGAACGUGCUAUUCAAGACUUGCUGAAGCAUUAUGAAGCUUUGGAUAAUCCUGAUGAAUUCAUUCAUGUCGAACGAGCACCACAGGGGCCUUUAGCAGCCCCAAUGUGGAACAGACAAAGACUUCAGUCAUGUUAAAAUUAAAGAAUCUCUGUAAAUGUCACUGUUUCCAAAUUGCACAAUUUGUUUUUGUCAAAACAUAUCCCUUUAUGGGUUUACAGCAGCACAUAAUUCUGAUGCAGUUGUUUACAAUAUUCAGGCUGUUUGCUACUACUUGAAAAGUGAGAAGUGCUCUUAGAAAGGUUUUAGCAUUUAUAAAAAUUGUCACUUUCUCAGCAGAAAGUUAAUCAUUACGUUAUUGUCAUAAUACUUGUUGAAUCAGCAGUCCGUAGAUUUAGACAGACAUUAAUAUACAUUUGCUUGUACACAUCUUUCUUGACAGCCGAGGUUGACUGUUUUCUUCAUCUGUAAUGCUAAAUUGUCUCUUCUGAAGUUUCAGAAUUUUCAUGGAGGCAAAGCAAAGCAUAUGAAUUUUUAUUUAUUUAUUUUUACUCAAGCCAGAUUGUGUUGCUGAUGGUUGAUGUUGCUCUCAUUUGCAGUGCUCAGACAUGAUUACAAGCAGACUGUUGUGACUGAAGAAUCGUUUGUCAUGGACUAAGUUUCAGCAACAAAGUUUUGUUAUAGGUUUUUCUGAAUGGCACUAUUUUAUGUUUGUAUUUGUUAUGAUUUUCUGUAUUUAGAGUAUGUUUUCUGAGUAAGAAUUGCAUCAUAGUACUGGUUGUUGAAGAGUUCCUGUUUUUUUUUUUUCAUGUAUGUUAGUAAAAGGGCUUGUUAAGUGCUAACAAAGCUUUCAGACAUGAUUGGCCAAAAAAAAAGAUAAAAACUGACUACACAAGAGGUGAAUGAUGUGGUUUUAGAAUUGCACCAAAAUGAAGCAUAAUAAAAUAUAUAAGAAGUAGUAAACA